This is a messenger RNA of Euleptes europaea (tarantolino), 3460 nucleotides long. It is a transcript of the gene ZCCHC2, whose product is annotated as zinc finger CCHC-type containing 2. The transcript has 14 exons. The coding region runs from base 1 to 3372 and encodes 1123 amino acids. Gene Ontology annotation, molecular function: phosphatidylinositol binding; zinc ion binding; nucleic acid binding. The record is from RefSeq and is a predicted model, not a curated record. NCBI's taxonomy places the organism in Eukaryota, Metazoa, Chordata, Lepidosauria, Squamata, Sphaerodactylidae.
AUGCUGAAGAUGAAGCUGCCGGGGAAGCCGCUUCAGCCCCCGCCGAGCCGCCGGGAGGCCGGGGGGGAGGCGGCGGGGGGGCCGCGGGGGGCCGGCGUGGCGUGCGGGUGCGCGGGGUCGUCGUCGUCGUCCCCCCCGCCGCCCCGCGAGGCGGUGUACGAGUGGUUCGGCCUGUCGCUGGGCUCGGCGGAGCGGCUGGAGUUCGCGGUGGGGCUGCUGGACCUGCUCAACCCGCUGGAGCUGCGCUUCGUGGGCUCGUGCCUGGAGGAGCUGGCCCGCAAGGACUACCACUGCCUGCGCGACGCCGAGGCCCGCGCCAACGACGCCGCCGCCCGACCCCCCACGCCCGACCCCCCACCCCCGCCCGCGCCAGGAGGGGGCGGCGCCAACGCCCACGCCGGGCCCCCGCCGCCCCCCCGCCCCUCUUCCCCGGCGGCCCCCGGCGGCGACUUCCGCGACCCGGCCGCGCGCUCCCGGCUCAUCGUGUACUUGGCGCUGCUGGGCUCGGAGAACCGCGAGGCCGCCGGCCGCCUCCACCGCCUCCUGCCCCGCGUGGACGCCGUGCUGCACAGCUGCCGCCCGCCCGCCGCGGGGCAAGAGGGGGGCGCGCUGGGGGCCGCCGCCCGCGAGGAGCUGCUGCUGCUCUUCACCAUGGCCUCCCUCCACCCCGCCUUCUCCUUCCACCAGCGGGUCACCCUCCGGGAGCACCUCGAGACGCUGCGCCGCGCCCUCCGGCGGGACGCCCCCCAGGACGACGACGACGAGGAGGAGGAGGAGCAGGGGGGCGGGGGCUUCGCCUGCCACGGGGACCGGAACUUUUCCCAUAACUGCUUGCCAAGUGAUGAGAACAGUUUGUUUGAACAAACUGCAGCGCUUCAUGAUAAACUUAUGAUGGCCUCCCACAGACCACAGCAAGAAGCUGUACACAUUGAGAAGAUAAUGCUGAAAGGUCCACCAAGGAAAAGGGCUGACAAACAUCUAGAAUACACUUUCAAAGUAAUCUGGUCCGAUCAUUCUGUGUCCUGUGUAACAAAAACACACCAAGAUCUACAGGAAUUUCUACUGAAGCUUCCAAAGGAACUCUCUUCUGAAGCCUUUGACAAGACAAUUUUAGGAGCACUAAAUCAGGGGUUCCAGAAACAAGAAGAAAGACGAUAUCCAGAUUUAGAAACUAUGAUAAGGCAGCUGUUUUCAACGACGUCACAAGCUUUCCUACAGAGCCAGAGUGUGAAUCACUUCUUUCAGUCUCUGGCCUCAGAAACUUUGCACAGCCACAAUAACAUUCAGUCUUCUUUAAAGGCGUUUAAGACACCAGAACACUUCAAGGAGGAUAGUUCAGAGGCUUCAAGUCAGGAAGAAGAACUAAUACAGCACUCAGCGGUCCAUAAGAAGCAUAAUGGAAAAUGUUAUGUUGCCAACACAAUAAACACAAAAUGCUCUGCCAUGGAUGGCUUUGAUACAACACACUCUGAACACAAUGGUAUGGCAGACUGGAGAAGGAAAAGCUGUGUUAUUCAGCAGCACCCAGAGCACUGCACACUACUUGAUCAGAACCCAGGAGAGAAGAGGACCUUGCCUGUAUUAAGUAAGAAGAAAGGAAAACCGCAGUCAGAAAAAGAUAAAGUAAAGAAGACUGACACCAGGUUAACCAUCAGAGCUAACUGUGUAAGAGUUGCAGAAAGUCACCACUUCCACCCAGGAACAGCAAAAGAUUCAAAAUUAGACAUUACAGUUGGACAUGACACAUGUGGAGAAACCUCUUCAGAGAGUUACAGUUCUCCUUCUAGUCCACGGCAUGAUGGAAGGGAAAGCUUUGAAAGUGAAGAAGAAAAAGACAGAGACACAGACAGCAAUUCUGAAGAUUCUGGGAACCAAAAUGUGUUGAGAUUUGCUGCUUAUAGCCCUGGAGAUAUCAAUAAAUCACCUGCACAUAUGUCAGUGAGAUCACAAAAUGGAACUAUCAUAGAAGAUCCUCUAAGUUCACAGGUUCAACAUAUUUCCUUUAUGCACUGCAUGAUGCCCAGUGGUACACAGAAACCUGAGACGGCAAUUCCAUCGCGUAUAUCUGCUGAUGGAAAAACUUUGGGCAUGGUUGGUAGUGGUUCUGUUGCCCUUUCCCCAAUGAGAGAGCCUGUGAACUCAGCUGUUGGAAUGGGCUCAGCUGGUGAAUCUGAAAAACACAUUGAACUUCUUUCUUCCGCUUUGCCGGCCACCUUCCUUCCAUCCACAAUCCAGCCUGGUAGCCCUGCUUUGCAACCAGCAAUACAUAGAAUGAAAAUCUGUUUGCCGCAGGCCUCAUCUGAAGGUUGCACAGUGAGCGGACCGCAGCAGCAAACAGGGAAUUUAAGCAUUGGAUCACCAAGCACUGCCUUCCUCCCAGUCCACAAUCCAGGUAAUUUUCCAGGAUCCACAGUUUCUACUACAGAUCUAUUGUCAAAGCCUGCAUCCCAUGUUGUGGGCCUAAAUCAAGUGGUGCCUCAUGUUGAGGGAAAUACUGGAGUGAUCCCUCAGCCUUCCAGUCUAAAAGUAGUAGUUCCUGCAGCUGGCCUCUCAACAGGACUUCCACCAGCUCCUUUUACUGUACCGGUGACUCUUCACACUACCAGUGUGUUACCCAAUCAGAGUACAACUGUGCUGAACACUGUCGCAUUGACGCCACCUCCCUCAUCUGGCCUGUGUGUUAGUCAGGUCCAGCCUACCGUUCCUCCUGCAGUACCGACCCACACGCCAGGACCGGCCCCUAGUCCGAGCCCCGCUCUGACACACAGCACCGCGCAGAGUGACAGCACGUCCUAUAUCAGUGCUGUUGGGAAUACUAGUGCUAACGGGACUCUACUACCUCCGCAGCAGCAGCUGGGGUCUGGGCCUUGCGGGUCCUGCGGUCGCAGGUGCAGCUGUGGGACCAGUGGAAAUCUUCAAGUUAACAGUUACUUUUAUCACAACCCACUUCCCGGACAAGUCUACAGAGCUCCACCUUUCUUUCCUCUGCCGUCACUUUGCAAUGGUAGCUACCUCAGCCAAGCACAUCAGACUAACGGAACACAAAUUCCUUUUUACUUGCCUCGGUCCCCGUAUGCAAACGGGAUGAUGCAUGACCCAGUAAUGGGGAGCCAAGCCAACUAUGGUAUGCAGCAGAUGGCAGGAUAUGGGAGGUUCUAUCCUGUGUAUCCAGCUCCAAAUGUAGUUGCCAAUGCUAAUGGAUCAGGGCCCAAGAAGAAUGGGAAUGUGUCCUGUUAUAAUUGUGGUGUAAGUGGGCACUAUGCACAGGACUGUAAGCAGUCAUCCAUGGAGGCCGGUCAACAAGGCACUUACAGAUUGAGAUAUGCACCUCCCCCACCCCCUUCUAAUGAUACGUUGGAUUCUGCUGACUGAAACCAAGUAAACAUUGCCUACGUACCAAAAUGAAGGUUGGGAAAUCUGGGGAAUUCUUUGGAUUUGAGAGAUUCCGUGUGUGUUUUUU